This is a messenger RNA of Hydatigera taeniaeformis, 360 nucleotides long. Lineage: Eukaryota; Metazoa; Platyhelminthes; Cestoda; Cyclophyllidea; Taeniidae. The record is from the annotation of a GenBank genome assembly.
AUGGUUCCCUCUGCUCCAAUGGUGGAUAACGAGUACGGGACGAGGAAUAAUGUGGUGGAGGUGAAAGAGUCUGACUUCAACUUCCUCAAUGCAUUGGAACAAGACAUUGCUAACAGCAAACACAAAGCCGACUCAACUGGACCCGGCUCUGAUACAGAGAGUCGGACGCCGCCAGGCGAGUAUGGAUGCUUCAUCCCGGAGUCACCAAAGGACAUAUACGCCCACCUCGACUUGGCGUACCCACGCAAGUCGCAUCAAACGCCACCCGCUCCGGGAGUUGGCUCCAUCACGCAACCACCUCUAUUGCCUCCUCAACUUCUUCAGGUUUGUUUCUCCUCUUCUGCCUACCUCCACUUUUGA